AUGGAACCGUUAGAAGGCCUAAACUCACAUGACGUUCGGGUGAGAUAUGCCAUGGAAUAUGAAUAUCGUCGCGGAACUCCACCAUCAAUAGCCGCAGCAAAUAUCAAUGAGGUCUACCCGAAAGCCGUUGGUGAGAGCACAUGUUAUCGUUGGUGGAAGAGAUGGAAAGAAGAAGGGGUUAAUGUAGAAGACAAAGAAAGACCAGGACAACCAUCGAAGAUUGACAACGAAGUAUUGACGGAUCUGAUUGAAAUGAAUCCAAAAUUUUCAACUAAAGAGCUCGGUGAUAUACUUGAAGUUGAUGCUACUACCAUUCAAAGACAUUUGAAAGCCAUUGGCAAGAGAUAUGUGUCAUCUGUUUUGGUACCACACGAUCUCACUCCUCAGCAAAUGGCAAAACGUGUAGAAGUAUGCCAACAAUUGCUUUCUCGAGAGAAUUCUGACGGUUUUAUAAGACAUAUGAUAACCGGUGAUGAAAAGUUGAUAUACUAUGUCAACGCUGAUAAAAGGAGUGAAUGGAGAAGUCCGGAACAACUACCUGUUGGGACACCACGACCAGAUUUUCGUCAACAGAAAGUAAUGUUGUCUGUUUGGUGGGAUAAGACGGGAAUAAUCCACUGGGAACUGUUGGAAGUCGGAGCCACUAUUACAGCUGAAGUCUAUUGUCAACAAUUAACAAGACUUCGUGAUAAGCUUUUCGAAAAGCGUGGUUCAUUGAUAAGAUAUUGGGGCGUUAAGUUUCAACAGGAUAACGCCCCAUCACAUACUGCAAAGAAGACCAAAGAUCUAUUGAAGGAGUUUGGGUGGGAUGUUGUGGAUCACCCACCAUAUUCACCAGAUAUUGCUCCUUCAGAUUAUUAUUUGUUCCGAUCAAUGCGACACUUUCUUGAUGGAAAAAAAUUCAAAAAUCGAGAAGAGGUCAAAAUGGCAGUUCAAGAGUUUUUCGAUUCACAACCAGAGGAAUGGUAUUCCAAAGGAAUUUAUGAGUUGCCGAACAAAUGGAGAGAUGUCAUAGAUUUAAAUGGCGAUUAUAUUAUUAAUUAA
Molecule: messenger RNA, 1044 nt
Organism: Oppia nitens
Lineage: Eukaryota; Metazoa; Arthropoda; Arachnida; Sarcoptiformes; Oppiidae
Product: histone-lysine N-methyltransferase SETMAR-like
Exons: 1
Coding region: 1-1044 (347 amino acids)
Molecular function (GO): nucleic acid binding
Source: RefSeq, a predicted model, not a curated record